AUGUCUGAUGUGACGCCGAGUAAAAGCGUGGAAUGGCUGCAACUCGAGUUAGAGUCCGGAGGCACUUCUCUGCUCCUGCUGGACUGCCGUUCACAUGAGCUCUAUGAGUCGUCCCACAUAGAGACCGCCAUAAACCUGGCCAUCCCGGGUCUGAUGCUCCGGAGGUUCAAAAAGGGCAACAUACCCAUCCGAACUAUCAUCCCCAAUCACGAGGAUAAGGAGAAGUUCAUAAGACGGUGCAAGACGGAUACGGUGGUCCUGUAUGAUGAGAGCACCGUUAACUUACAGGACUGUGGAGCUCCAGCGUCGGUUUUGGGUCUACUUCUUCAAAAACUGUGGGAAGACGGCUGUAAAGCGUUUUACUUGGAAGGUAAACCACUUUCUUGUCGAGUUAACUCAAAGAUAUCUUAAAGUUAAUCAAUUAAAAGGUGUAAUGGGUUGAAAACAUGACCAACAGUGUGUAUGCAGUUGAGUCCCAUACGUUAGAAAACAUCUAACGGAUGUCGAAUAAAUAGACGUUAUGACUUGUGAGUAUUUAAGAUGGCUGGUUCAUUUUACCGGCUUCUUCGUGUGAAUUCAGAAAAGAUAAAUGUAUUUUUUCAAAGUAACAUUUCAAUGCAGCGAAAGUUUUCAUGAGAGACGUUUUUAACUUGGGACAGUCGACACUAAACCUGAACUCAUUCGUAACUCUAGCACUGAGUAUUAAUAAGGUUUUAUAGCUCAGUUGUAAAUGCUACUUUCACUUUAAUCUGAGCUCAACAUUGUGGGUCUGCGUUCUGUUAAACUGCUCAAAAGUUUGUGUGUCGUGUGUCACUGAGAUUCUCAAUUAAAAUUCCAAAAUGGCCGCGCCAUGUUUUGCUCCAGCAGGAACAGGCAUGCAUUUCAUGAAUGGUCUUUUUGGGGGGUAAAACUUGAGCUUCUUCAAGCUUCGUUUAAAUACCAACAAGUAGUAUUUUGACGCUAUAAAACUCAUAUUAUCUUAAACAUCUAUAUAUGUAAUUACAUAAUCUCCAGUUCACUGAUGUUCCUGUUUAUUUUUUUCUUUGGCUCUCAUCCAGGUGGAUUUGUAAAGUUCCACACAGAGUACCCAGAGCACUGUGAGACCCUCCUCGACAGCUCCUGUCCCAGCUCCUCUCCUCCGCAGUCUGUCCUGGGUAUCGGAAAUCUACGGAUCAGCUCGGAUUGUUCAGAUGGGGAGUCCGAUAGAGAGCCGAACAGUGCCACAGAGUCCGACGACAGCCCGGUCCCCAGCAACCAGCCUGCCUUCCCUGUCCAGAUCCUACCUUACCUUUACCUGGGCUGUGCCAAGGACUCCACUAACCUAGAUGUGCUGGGCCAGUACAACAUCAAGUACAUCCUAAAUGUCACACCCAACCUCCCCAACAUGUUUGAACAUGACGGCCACUUCAGGUACAAACAGAUCCCAAUAUCGGACCACUGGAGUCAGAACCUGUCCCAGUUCUUCCCAGAAGCCAUAUCAUUUAUCGGUGAGUAGGUCUUCUCCUAACUCUGUCCAACUAAAAUUCAGACACACUCACACUUAUUAGAAGUAAAAUUGGGUGUAGUUGUUUUGUUUGUAAGUUUAUAAUAACCUCAGUAAUUAUACGGUAAUGGUUAACUAAUUAUGGUGGAUAAUUAUUUAAUUACACAAACAAAACAUACUGUUGGAGGACAACACAUGCAGCAUUUUGCUAGUUUAAAUCAUGAGAAAGUAUGUUGACAAACUCAGUAUUGUUGAUUCGUUUCAGUUUUUUUUGUGUAGAAAGAAAACUCACUAAAGGGAGAGAUUUAGUGUUUUUGAUCACUUAGAUCAACAGUCAAAAUUUGGCCUCGCGUAGCUGAGCUUUAACCUCAGAAGUUGGCUUGACUGCCAAGAUCCCGAGGUUAUCUUUCUUUUAGCGUUUGGCUGUUUUUUCUGUUAUUUGCCAACAGAAAGAAAUGCAAGCAGGCGCUCCUUUACAUAACACACAGUUAAUGGAGAGCCAUUUACAGUUUCCCCUCCGGUGUUGGCAGGACUUAUUUGGGUUUUCUCUUCUGUUUGGUAAACCGAUGUGUGAGGUGUUUUGUUUUUAACACAGGUGACAGUGUUUGUAUUGUUUUCAAUCACUGUUGGUGGUAAAUAGACAAUAAAAGUCCCAACCUUGUGUAAGCUUUUUGACCAAAGUUCUUCGAAUCAAAGCGACGAGUUUCACAUCGAAUGUUAAUGUUUCAAUUUGUGUUCAUUUCUGUCUGUUGUCUGUUACCGCUGCGACUGCACCUGAAACCACAGCUUUCGCUCUGUUUGUUGGUUACGGGGCCGCAGAUCAUUAAGAACUGGUUGUCAAAUGGUUCAGAGGCAGAAUGAGGAAGGAAGUGUUGUUUCCACUCUUUGUGUCUGAUUGCAGAAAGACAAGUUAAGUAGGGUUAGGCGUGCUAUUGUUCAGACGGCAGUUGUUUCGAUACCUGUAGCCAUGUACCGUGCGCUAAAUAUGGUGUCAGAUCAGGUAUCGUAACUCUGCCACUGGGCCGUGAGUUGAGGGAAAGGCAAGAUCCUAGAAAUAUAAGUAAGUAAUUACAACGUUAGAUUGGACAAAAUGGAAGAUGACAUACAGAGUGAGUCUUACAGGAAGCUGGCUUGUGUGCAGCAAUGUGUGCAGAUGCUCUAUAUUUACAAUGAUACGUCAGUUAGCUCCUCCAAAACAUAAAUAUCAAACACUGACCUGUUUCUCUAAGCUGUCAUGUAGGUGAGGUGGUAAAACAGAGAGUAGAAGCUCUCAGUCAGCAGAGAGUAAAAAAGUUAUAGUUGCUGAACUUAAAUAGACGUCCUGGAAAAUCUUUCUGCUGACCUCAGUUCCCCUUCCUCCCACAGAUGAGGCUCGCUCGCAGCAGUGUGGCAUCCUGGUCCACUGCCUGGCCGGCAUCAGCCGCUCGGUUACCGUCACCGUGGCGUACCUGAUGCAGAGACUCAACCUCUCCCUCAAUGACGCCUAUGACUUUGUCAAGAGGAAGAAGUCCAACAUUUCCCCCAAUUUCAACUUCAUGGGCCAACUUCUGGACUUUGAGAGGACGCUGGGGCUCCACAGUCCCUGUGAUAACCGAUCCACCAGCAAGGAACAGCUCUACUUCACCACACCGACCAAUCACAACGUCUUCCAGCUGGACACGCUGGAGUCGACAUGA
Molecule: messenger RNA, 3159 nt
Organism: Xyrichtys novacula (pearly razorfish)
Lineage: Eukaryota; Metazoa; Chordata; Actinopteri; Labriformes; Labridae
Source: the annotation of a GenBank genome assembly